Hypoxylon fragiforme is the source of this 2557-nucleotide messenger RNA. RefSeq lists its product as uncharacterized. The record is from RefSeq and is a predicted model, not a curated record. The transcript has 2 exons. Lineage: Eukaryota; Fungi; Ascomycota; Sordariomycetes; Xylariales; Hypoxylaceae. Bases 1 to 2403 code for a protein of 800 amino acids.
AUGCGCAACCAGCCAUCUGUAUUUUCCACACACACCAACAUAAACCAACCUCCUAACUUUCCAACCACCACGAGAGGCCGAAUCCUACAACCUCAACCUCAGCCUAUUUCCCACUUUGAAUUCCGCGUUUUUGGUGAAAAGGUAGCAGCGUUGACAGAACCAAAACCCACCACACCUUCUUACGACCGUCACGACCGUCACGAAUUUUCUACGUCAAUACUACCCCAGCGCCAGCAGCAAGGCCUUGCUCGCCCAGCCUCUCCUCCAUCUACUCCAGAUCGCCGACUGACUGAUACCCCUUCAUCUCUACAUCGUCUGCGCAGAACCCCGCGCUUCUCAGUUUCACCUCGCCCUCAACCAGACCAGGCACCUCGGCUUGACGCGCAACAAACGCGUCAACCACCAAUUGGCCGAGUCACAGUCACUCUUGGCCCCCAAGGCCAAUACAUUCUUGCAGGCACUGAGCGACAAGAUCGAAAGCAACGACCGAAGCUACCGAGAAGGCAGCUCUCACAAGGGAAUCUAAGCAACGACUCUGAAGCAACAUCUACCCACUCUUCCUCUCCAUAUCACACAACUCAGUCCACUUCGGACCCGAAUAGACCAGAAACCCAUCCGGCUCUUCGAGUCUCGAAGCAAACUCACAGCGCCAUCUUAUAUGCCCUUGAGCAGACAUUACGUGGCCCUAAACAGAUCUCUGACGACCCUAUCGAGCUAUACGCCUCAAUGGCUGAUAUUUCAGGUGGCAGAGGCCCAGCAGCCUCGAACGGCAAUGGCGCUUCGCCAGCGAGACCUACAACGUCACGAGCUCCUAUUAGUUCCCCUUCUGGUAUUAGAGGGCCCCGCGUGAUUAUGCAAGAGAGAGCUGCACGUGAAGCUGCACGAGAGCGACAGCGCGAGGAACAAGAGCGGGAACGAAUGGAGAGAGAACAUGCCGCGACUGAGGCGCGCUUGCAGGAAGAGACAGAACUGAGAGAGGCAGAGCGAAAGGAGGCAGAACGUCGAGCUGCUAUUGCCGCUGCUGCUGGCGCUGGUCCAUAUGGAACCGGUGCUGAUUCUACCCCAAGACGGCCGGUCCAAGCAACUACUUCUGGUCGCGCGACAGACAACAGCGCACGCCAAACCGGUCAAUCCCGAGUGCCCAGCGCUACACAACCCCAAGCUGCACAGUCGGCGCGACAUGCACGAGCCAAUUCUGCUGCACAAGGGAUACCGCCCCCCUCGACUUCUGGACCUGGAGCAGGAGCAGGGGCUGGAACUGGAGCAGGCGACCCUUCAGGGGCUCAACAUCAGCUUCCCCCUCAGUUACCACCUCAGGCGGACGAAUACUCGCCAACCGCUAUUGGACGAGGCAGGAACUCUUUCCCUCACGCGUUCGAGCGAUGGGAAACCUUAUCAGCCCAUUGGGAAGGCCUCACUGGGUUCUGGAUCCGUAGAUUGGAGCAGAGCGCUAAAGAAAUUAGCCAGGAUCCCGUUUCCGCACAAUUAUCUCGCCAAGUUACCGAUCUCUCAUCUGCGGGCGCCAACUUAUUCCAUGCCGUAGUUGAGCUGCAACGCUUACGAGCUUCGUCAGAGCGAAAGUUCCAACGCUGGUUCUUCGAAACCCGCGCCGACCUUGAGCGUGCGCAUGAAACUACUGCCUUGCUGGAGGCUGCUCUGGAAGAGGAGCGUCGAACCCGAGUAGAUGCCAUCCGUGAAGCAGUUGAGCGUGAAAAGGGCACAUCCAAGAUGCAGAAGCAGAUCACUGAAUUGCGGAAGGAGUUGACAAUCUCCAAAGAGGAAGCUCGACGUGCGUGGGAAGAGCUUGGUCGACGCGAGCAGGAAGAGAGGGAUCGCACGAUGUCUUUGCAGCUAGGCCAACCUACCAUAGUCGGUGGCGUUCAAGUUGUCCCCAUGACUCAGGGGGUGGGUCGGGGUGGUAGUCAGCGAGACCCCCGAUCGUACGGCCAGUCUGAUUCCACAGAUUAUGCUCAAUCACCUACUUCCCCUUCUGCGGCUCGUCCUCAAUACUCUCAAGCACCUGCAGUCAAGCCAACGCCAGCUUCUACCAGCACAAACCCGGUGCACCACCAACAGAGCUAUGGCUCCGAAGCCACGUACAGCGAAGGUCAGAGAAUGCCAACCACCAACCCCAACCGCACUCCUUAUACAAAAGGUUCUAAUGUUGCAGCAGAGGAUUACGACGCGCCCCCGCCCACUACACAACCAACCGUCUAUCAGCCAACCGGCGCCGGCGUUCAACAGCCACAGUACUCAUCAGCUCCGGACUACAGCGGUGCGGGAUACUCGGCGCCCUGGGAUGAGAUGGGCCCUCGCCACCACCACCCAACACGCCUUAGUGAUGUGCUCGAGGAGGAGGAAGAACGAAGCCGAACGAGUGCAAGUCAGAUCAGCCGACAUUAAAAAUAAUGGCGAACCAACUUUCUCGGCCUUCCCAACGAGCGAGCUCACAUGAUCAAGCCUAGGCACGACUAAAAGAGCAAGUUGCGGCAUUGGAUUCUGUGAGGUCUAGCAAGUGGGGAAGGAGAAAAUCCAGAAAUUGAUUCCCGGCACUUCG